Messenger RNA from Exophiala oligosperma, 546 nucleotides. RefSeq lists its product as uncharacterized. The record is from RefSeq and is a predicted model, not a curated record. The transcript has 3 exons. Lineage: Eukaryota; Fungi; Ascomycota; Eurotiomycetes; Chaetothyriales; Herpotrichiellaceae. Gene Ontology annotation, cellular component: nucleoplasm; kinetochore. Gene Ontology annotation, biological process: chromosome segregation; kinetochore assembly; mitotic cell cycle. The coding region runs from base 1 to 546 and encodes 181 amino acids. Gene Ontology annotation, molecular function: protein heterodimerization activity.
AUGGCGACUGGCAAGAAGAGUUAUCCCCGGGCGACUUUGCGCAAAAUCGUCAAGGCGCACUCGAGAAAGAAUGUGAGCAAGGGAGUAGAUUCGUUGGUCUUUUUGAACUACGUCUUGUUCAUCGAAGAGUUGAUGCAAAAUGCGACCAGGAAAGCACGCAAUGAUGGAGAGAAGUCUAUUGCAGCAAAAGACAUCAGAAAAGUCACCAUGGUGUACUACUUUGCGGCGAUUCAAGGGUUGAAGCUGCAUAGCGAGGAACCAGGACACUUCGACUCUUCGUCUGUCUUCCUUUGGCUGGCGCAUCACCACCGAGGUCAGCACUCUGAAGGAUACGGCCAAGGAGAUAACGAGAUGCCGCCGACACUCACGAUAUUCGAAUCGUCAAAAGAGAUUGCACAGUGCAUCAUACUGCACACUCUUGAUGGAACAGACAGCAAAUUGUGGCUCAGGCACGCACUGUGCGAAAAGGCCAUCCACGUCCCAAGGCAGAUCUUUGAUAUUCAACGAUCGCAAGGCGCGAAAAUGCUGAAGACUUCAUCAACUUAG